AUGGCCCAGACUCCCGAGAAGCCCACUGCCCCGGCCACUCCGGCAACAGAGGCGCCUUCUAUCUCCGCCAAGUCGCACAUGAAGGCCGUGAAGUCCGAACGAGCCGAGCUCAACGUCGCAACCAAGGCCAAGGAGGAGGACCCUUCUCCAACUCGACUCGACGCUCUGCGCGACGAGGGGGCAAAGGUCAUCGCAGAUGUGCGUGCCAAGGCGGUGGAGGUCGCCGAGCUCGCAGCGGUGAAGGCUGAGACUGCGAAGGUGCGCGCCGUGGAGUCCGUGCAUUCGUUGAAGUCCAAAGCCGGGCAGAUGAGGCAAUCUGCUGUGGCCUUCGCUUCCGAAGCAAAGGGCGCCGGUGUCCGCCGAGCACAGAUGGCCAAGGAGGCCGUGGGUGCCAGCUACACCUCCCUGCGCACGAACGGUGUGCGGUCCUGGGUUUCCGAGAACGUUCAGACAGCAAAGAGUCUGGCGACCGCUGCUGUACAGAAGUCGAGAGCCGCAGCCAUGAGUCAAGUCCAAUGGUCUGUGGACGCGACCAAGGCGAUGACUCAUUCCGUGAAAACCGGCAUCCAAACGCGUGUGCUCAGCACCAAGAAGGCCCUGCUGGACUCCUACGCCAAGGGGAAGAGCAAGGCGGUCGAGGCCAAGGACAAGGCAAAGGAGGUGGUCCAGGACAAGCAUGUGCAGGCGACAGCUGCCGGAGUCGUUGGCGGUGCAGCCACGCUUGGAGUUUCUGGAGGUGCAACCGGCCUCGCCGCAGGUACUGUGGUGGGUGGUGCCAUCGGUAUCAUCCCAGCCCUGUUCACGUUCGGCCUUUCCAUCCCACUGGGUGCAGCCAUCGGUGGCGGUGCAGGCCUGGCCGUCGGUGCGGCCGCAGGCGCCACGGCUGGCGCUGUCAGCGGUGGUGCGGCUGGCUAUGGCGCCUAUGCCAAGCGCGGGCAGAUCAACGAGCUCCGACAGAGCACCAUGAACAAGGCCUCCGAGUUCCGACAGGGCACCGUGGACAAGGUCUCCAACAGUGUGGAUGCCGUGAAAGGCAAGGCCGUCGCGUCCGCGCAGUUCCUCAAGGACAAGGCCGCCGAGGCUCGCAUGCGCCUCUCUGGAUCCGCCAAGGCAAAGGCUGCCUGA
Molecule: messenger RNA, 1125 nt
Organism: Symbiodinium sp. CCMP2592
Lineage: Eukaryota; Dinophyceae; Suessiales; Symbiodiniaceae
Source: the annotation of a GenBank genome assembly